Molecule: messenger RNA, 796 nt
Organism: Paramecium octaurelia
Lineage: Eukaryota; Ciliophora; Oligohymenophorea; Peniculida; Parameciidae
Source: the annotation of a GenBank genome assembly
AUGUAAAUUAACCAAGUUCAAUAUCCAAACUAAAAGUACAAAACUUAGCUCUGCAGACAUUUCAGUAAAUCAUGAUAUAAGUUUAGUAACAAAUGGGAAUUGUGCUUUAGGUGCAAGAUGUUAAUUUGCUCAUGGAAGAUAGGAGCUUAGAGGGAAUGCUAAUGGAUUUUAACCUAAUUCUGAUUUCGUGAUGCCUUAACACCACUAAGGAGCUCUUCCUGUUAAGGUCUAACCAAUUAAUCCCAUGAUUGCGAAUUAUAAGAGUAUUAUUAAGAUUAACCAUUUCAAAGCAUAAUUAUGUAAGCACUUCAAUCCACAAACAGGAUUAUGUAAAAAUGGAGUUACAUGCACAUUUGCUCAUGGUGAAUAGGAACUUAAUUAAAUUAAUCCUUAUUUUCAGAAUCAAUAUAUGCAGCAGCAGUAUUAAAUAAUAAUUAUCACAGGAUUGUUCAUUAGCAAAUCAAAUAGUAAAAUUAGGCUUAAAUAUAAGCUGAACUCACUUAAUAAAUUUUAAUUAUGAUUCUUACAAACAUGGAACAUGUUUUCCCAGACUCAUAAGUAAAUAGUCUCCAUAAUUUAGGACAUAAUAAACCUAUUAAGACAAGGAUAAGAAAAAGCAAAAUAAGGUGAUAAUUAAGGAGCGAGUGAAAUUAUUAAAUUAAUUAUUCACGACGAGCAAAGGACUAAAGAAGAAAAAUAAUAAUAUCAAUAGAUUUAUAAUAAUGCUUAAAGACAUUAUGAUUCCAAAUUAAAAGAGUACUUAAAUCAAUGAUUUUUAUAUUAUUAUAUGUGAAAG